GAAGCAGCUCCGGUGGGCAUCACCCUGGAGUCCACCUCACACAAGAUGCGUCUCGCUGCCCUGGUACCUCUGCCCCGCAUGCCGGGAACCGGCCAGCCCGGGGUGGCCAUGCUCUUCCUACUGGGCUUCUUCUUCUUCUUCGUCCAGCUCGGCCCGGCUGGGGUGGCGGCGGUCAAGUGCAAGCAGUGCUUUACUGUGACGGGAAAGGAGUGUCACGCUCCCAAGAAAUUCUGCGAGGCAAGAAGGGGCGAGUCCUGUUUGACCGUAUCGACGUACCGGAUAGAAGGAGAAGAAAAACUUGGAUUCGUCUCCCGGUUUAAAGGAUGCUCGUCCAGCUGUGAGGAACAGGUUCUCCAGGGGGAAGAAUACAUUAUACAAAUCAUGUGCUGCAAGAAUAACUGUAACUAGUUGAGCCACCAGAGUCCAGUCUCUGGCCCAGGGCCUAUUCGACGACUCCUGUCUCCCAGCCUGUAUCCCUUGACCACUCUGCCCACUCCUGGUUUUCAGCUUGAUUGUCCCUGUCCAGAUUGGGGUUAGGGGGUUGCUAAAGGGGUGUCCAGGAUUUGGGGGUGGCCCCCCAACUCUCUCCCUAGGCCUGAACCCGGCAAAUCAGGGCUGGGGCUGCAGUAGGGGGUGGUACAUCCACUCCAAGGAGGACACCAAGGGGCUGGGAAACUUAGGAAACAUCUCUCCAAGAGAAGACCCCCUUCCUCAUCUCCCCACCCUCCGCAACCCCUGACUUUCCAACUCCGGAAUAAAAGCCAAGGCUAACCCAGAGCA
Messenger RNA from Tachyglossus aculeatus (Australian echidna), 780 nucleotides. RefSeq names its product prostate and testis expressed protein 4-like. The record is from RefSeq and is a predicted model, not a curated record. The transcript is spliced from 3 exons. Lineage: Eukaryota; Metazoa; Chordata; Mammalia; Monotremata; Tachyglossidae. Bases 46 to 408 code for a protein of 120 amino acids.